Vanderwaltozyma polyspora DSM 70294 is the source of this 1905-nucleotide messenger RNA. RefSeq names its product DNA-directed DNA polymerase eta (gene RAD30). The record is from RefSeq and is a predicted model, not a curated record. Bases 1 to 1905 code for a protein of 634 amino acids. Gene Ontology annotation, molecular function: DNA-directed DNA polymerase activity; damaged DNA binding. Gene Ontology annotation, biological process: error-prone translesion synthesis; response to radiation. Lineage: Eukaryota; Fungi; Ascomycota; Saccharomycetes; Saccharomycetales; Saccharomycetaceae. The transcript has a single exon. Gene Ontology annotation, cellular component: site of double-strand break; replication fork; nucleus.
AUGUCUAAAUUCAAAUGGAGAGAUUUAAUACAGUUGAAUUCGAAGGAUGAAGCUUAUAAAUCAGAACUUUGCUGCCUUUGUCAUAUAGAUCUUAAUGCUUUUUUUGCACAGGUAGAGCAAGUUCGAUGUGGGUACACCAAGGACGAUCCAGUUGUUUGCGUACAGUGGAGUUCAAUUAUAGCAAUAUCUUAUGCUGCAAGAAAGCAUGACAUUACUAGAAUGGAUAGUAUUAAAGAUGCUUUAAAGAAAUCGAAUAAUAAACUGAUACCCAUACACACUGCAGUUUACAAAAAAGGUGAAGAUUUUUGGCAAUAUCACGAUGGAUGUGGGUCUUGGAUGCAAGAGGCAUCCAAACAACUUUCUCCAGAGCAAUACAAAGUAUCAUUGAAUCCAUAUCGUAGGGAGGGAAGAAAGAUUUUUAAAAUAUUUAAGGAUUUUUGUGAUUUGGUGGAAAUUGCAAGUGUUGAUGAAGGAUUUCUGGAUAUCAGUCGACUUUGCCUUCAACAGUUGUUAUUUGAAGAAGAUAUUUUGGAAAAGUGUAAAGAAGAUAGUGAGGGAAAAUCUCUUCAAGAGAGAUUUAUUGCAGGUGACUAUGAUUUGGACUCAUAUUUACCUCCUGUUCCUGAUACCCUUAAAACGUUAAAAUUUGAAGGCUUUGUUUAUGAUGCAGAGUUUGGGUCAUUGAUUGAUGAUUGGGACGAUGUAAUAUUUGCAUUGGGAUCACAGAUUAGUCAAAAAAUUAGAAACCAUGUUCGUGAUACACUGGGAUAUACCACUUCUUGUGGAAUUGCUCGUACUAAAACAGUUUGUAAAUUAGGCUCAAACUUCAAGAAACCGGAUGCUCAGACGAUUAUUAGAAACAAGAGCAUAACAAAAUUUUUUGAUAAUGGAAAUAUCGAGCUGACCAAUUUUUGGACUAUGGGAGGAAAACUAGGACAAAAUUUAAUUCAUAUUUUAAACUUACCAACACAAGGUUCUAUCAAGGCACUCCGGGAGAGAUGGGAUGAUCCUGUCGAGAUUAAUAAAUACAUGAAUGAAAGAUUACUUGAACUGAAUGGGAACGGAGAAGACUUUGAAAUGGAUGAUGACAAAAAAGAAGCGGUGACGCAGAAAUUAUUUGACCUUGUUCGUGGCCAACAUUGUUUGCCCGUGAAUCCAAGACCAAUAAUUAAAUCAAUGAUGUCAAAUAAAAAUUUAAGAGGUAAUUCUUGUAAAAACAUCAUUGAUUGUAUGCAAUGGUUAGAUAUUUUCGGUAACGAAUUGGCUGACCGUGUUAAUGAAUUGGAACAAGAAUAUCAUAAAAUAUGUAUACCAAAAACAAUAUCAAUUAGUGUAAAGACUAAUGAGUGGAAAACAUAUUCCAAAUCAUCACCAUUGCAUUGUAGGGGCUCCAAUAUAAGUAGUCUUGAUAUUAUCCGUACCGCUAGCAAACUGAUAAACGAAUUCAAUUUAAAAUAUUCGAAUGUCCCAGAACCCAAUUUUUAUCCCUUGAAACAGUUCAAUGUAGUAAUAUCAAAUUUUGAGAUAUUGGACAUGAAGAAAUCUGUAAUUGAAAUGAUUGGGAAUGUGAAGGGUGAUUAUUCUAAAAAGGAUCUCCCAGAGUCAAUUCCACAUGCUGAACCCCGUGAUACAGAAGUAUUUAUUGGUAACUGGAAGUGCCAGGAUUGUAAUAUAGAAUUUGAAUCGGAAAGUGCUUUUAACGAACACAAUGAUUACCAUGUUGCGUUGCGGCUAUCUGAGAGUCUAAAUGGUGCCGACGUUAAUUCGAAGAAUAUUUCUGAGGGUGAAAGAAGAUUAUUAUUAUCAAAUAAGAAUAGACAAGUCGGGUACAUAACGAAACGGAAACAUAAUAAGGACACUAAUUCUACACAGAAGACAAACAUUUUUAAAUUUUUCAAAAAAUAA